This is a messenger RNA of Exserohilum turcica Et28A, 2269 nucleotides long. RefSeq lists its product as uncharacterized. Lineage: Eukaryota; Fungi; Ascomycota; Dothideomycetes; Pleosporales; Pleosporaceae. The transcript has a single exon. The record is from RefSeq and is a predicted model, not a curated record. Bases 44 to 2269 code for a protein of 741 amino acids.
GGUAACAACAGGCCUGUAAAUCGAAAGCUCCCCCCCAGCCUCCAUGUUUGGUAAUGCCUGGUGGAGUGCCCUCGAGUACGGAGGGGCGUUUGAGGACCCGCGCAUUCAGUCAGGCGCAGCAGCAACAGCAGGCGAGUCGAUCAAGCGCAGCAGAUCAACGGUUUCGACGCAGGACGAGAAUAUAACCCGCCCAUCUACCGCCGGCACCCAGCCGACUGGUCCCAGCAUAUACCCCCCGGCGCAUGUCGAACAUGAAUUUGGGUUUCAAAAGAGAGCCAAAGGCACCUUUCUCAACCACACUCCGCGCGACUUUGAACUGAGAGGCUCGAAGCCAGUAAUGGACGGACAACGGUCGCAGACGGCUGCCAGGGAAAACUACUCACGCCCCCGGAUUUUCGGCCGCGCAAAGUCGGUGAAUGGUAAAAUGGGCUCCAGGGGACAGCAGUACUGCUGCGGCUUUUUGGCAGACGACGACAACAAGGCAGAGUACCACGUCUCUGUCUUCCCAGUGGCACCCGUGAGACCAAAGGUCAAGGAUAUUACGCCGCCGUCGUCGCCAGAAGGAUGUGGGCCAUCUUUUAAACUGCCGCAACGGUCGUCGUCUGUUCGUUUGAUCAAGGCGCUCAAGUUCGAGUCGCGCUCCGGACAUGCUCGCCGCGAAGCCAGUACCAAACGUGCGACGAGCUCAUCUAUCGACCAGGACCCAGAUAUAAGAUUUCAGCGCCGACAAACACUGCUAAAGCUUACUGCUCCGAGCCCGACUAUCGGCGCGCAAAAUGCAGAGCUGGAGCCGCAGGUCUCGAAGCAUAGACGCGAAGCCAGCCAUGAUGCGCUCAAGAGAGUGUUACCGCAUAUGGAGCAUGCGCAAAAGGGGGAAAUGGGCAUCUUUGGACUGAUCCAGGAGUACUUGCAUGGCCCGGGGGACGAGCCAGGCCCAACAUAUGAGACGUCGUUUCAUGCGUAUUCGACCGAUCCGGAGAAGGUUGUUCUGCCGCAGCCACCAGAGUCUCUGCCUUGUGGAGCAGCCGAAGAAGAACACAUUCUGGCGUUUCCUGCCCACGGGUUGGAGAUACCAGAGCCAUCACCGGCGUUGCCCGAGCGAAGUCCAAAGCGCCUUGCCUACUCGGUUUUCCCACUGCACGUCAAAUCUGCGUUGUCCAUGGACAGUACAAACUCUCGGACAGCGCCAGCACAGUCUUUACCACUUCAAGCGAACAAUGUCUCCGCGCCACAGGAGCGCCUCUCGAAACGAAUAGACGUGGGUCAGGCUGGCCAGGUAGGGUCUCCUCAAGUAGGACGCCUGGCACCCCCGAUUCUCAGCCACGACGCCCUCACAGCAAGCGCGGAUUUGGGAUUAAACGAUCUCAGCUUUUACCUUAAGAAUACUGGGCCCCCGCCGGAACCCAAGCCCGCCGUUCCAUCGCGAAAGAAGAGUCUGAAGAUGUUCAUCAGGAAGGAAAAGAAGACGGACGCCGCACAGGCGGACUCGAAACAAGAGGGCUUGCCCAGAGUGCGAAGACAACCGUCGAUUCCGGCUUGCACUCGCGAAAUGAAAACGGCGGCCGGAGCCAGGCAUUUGCGAAUCGUCGUGCCGACCGAUAGCCCGCGCCAAACGCAAGACGAGUUUGUUGCAGCACCGCAGCCGCAGCCGCAGCCGCAGCCGCAAGCCCAGCGCCACACCCAGCACUACGCUCCGGCCAACGACAAAGAAGUGGUUCAUGCCUGUGGGGAUCCUCGCGUGCAGAAGAUAACCAGCGGGCAUGAAGCACACGUACGCUCGAUAUCCGAGCCCAUCAAUACGCCACUGCAUACCGCACCGAGACUCUCCUCGACGCAGCCCAUCAAAGAGCACUACUCGCUACCGGUGCCCAGCAAGCCGCGCCCGCAGCAAGCCACGCCCACACUCAAACUCCGAGAUUUAGAACGCGAACGCCAGAAACCGCUGCCGAGCGGCUAUCUCACGACCCAAGGCACGCACUUUGAGUCGUUUACCGGCGCCAUUGCCACGCCGGAGAGCUUGCAGGACCCCCCCUCCUCUUCAGCCGCCGGCGCUGCUGCUGCUGCUGCCAUGGAAACAGAUAGCGGGCAUGACGAAGGCUUUGUAGACGAGGAUUUGGCGCUCAAGAUGGCGAAGCUGCAGAGGAAAAUGGGGCUGUUGCAACGGCAGAAUACGCAGCUGAGAGAUGCGUUGGUGAGGAUCGCAGGGUUGCAGCACAAGGAGAAGUUGGCGGCGUCGGCAAAGGAAAUGGAAAGCGAUGAGCGUGAGUAA